GUGACCGCGGGGAGGCGCCGGGACGGGGUGGCCGCGAUGCUGGAGAACGGCUCCCUGAGGAACUGCUGUGACCCGGGCGGGCGCGGCCGCCUGGGCUUGGCGGAGCGGGAGGCGGCGGCGGCGGGCGCCCCGCGGCCCGCCUGGGUGGUGCCGGUGCUGUCCAGCGUGCUGAUCUUCACCACCGUGGUGGACAUCCUGGGCAACCUCCUGGUCAUCCUCUCCGUCUUCAAGAACCGCAAGCUUCGGAACUCAGGUAACGCAUUUGUGGUGAGCCUAGCUUUGGCUGAUCUGGUGGUGGCCUUGUAUCCAUACCCGCUGGUGCUCUUAGCUAUUUUCCGCAAUGGAUGGACACUGGGUGAAACGCACUGUAAAGCCAGUGGCUUUGUGAUGGGACUAAGUGUAAUAGGCUCUAUUUUCAACAUCACUGCAAUUGCAAUAAACAGAUAUUGCUACAUAUGUCACAGUUUUGCCUAUGACAAAGUGUACAGCUGUUGGAAUACAAUGUUGUACGUCUCCUUAGUCUGGAUAUUAACAGUAAUUGCAACUGUGCCAAAUUUUUUUGUUGGCUCUUUGAAGUAUGAUCCACGCAUCUAUUCAUGCACGUUUGUCCAAACUGCCAGCUCCUACUACACAAUAGCUGUGGUGGUCAUUCACUUCAUCGUCCCUAUCACCAUUGUCAGCUUCUGCUACCUUCGAAUUUGGGUUUUAGUGCUUCAAGUUCGAAGACGAGUCAAGUCAGAAACAAAGCCAAGAUUGAAGCCAAGUGACUUCAGAAACUUUCUUACCAUGUUUGUUGUUUUUGUGAUUUUUGCCUUUUGCUGGGCACCUCUAAACUUCAUUGGACUGGCUGUAGCCAUUGAUCCUACGGAAAUGGCACCAAAAGUUCCUGAAUGGUUAUUCAUUAUAAGUUACUUAAUGGCCUAUUUCAACAGCUGCCUUAAUGCAAUAAUAUAUGGUCUUCUUAAUCAGAAUUUUCGGAAUGAAUAUAAGCGAAUUUUAAUGUCACUGUGGAUGCCAAGGCUUUUCUUCCAGGACACAUCCAAAGGAGGAACUGAUGGCCAGAAGAGCAAGCCUUCUCCGGCUUUAAACAACAAUAACCAAAUGAAAACUGAAACCUUGUAAAUGUGUAAUAGUCAAUGCAAGAGUUUGUCAUGGAGAAAACCAAGAUCAUAGUUGUAAUGUUCUGGUCAUUCCUGCUUAAUUUUGGGGAGUUUCCACUUGGAUCACACUUUAUGACUGGAAUACUGUCUUCAUAGUAAAGCACAUUGCUCUGGAUUAGUGAUUUAUACCAGAUAAUAAUUGAAAAGAUGUUUCAGAAUUAAAGCAGCAGGUGGGUGCAGGCUGUUUUAGUUCUCAGAGCUGAAUCCUGUUUCCAGACAUAUGAAUGAGGUAUUUUUUUACUUCUGCGGGAGUUUUGCAUUCUUUAUACAAGACCAGGAUUCGUUUCUUUGAAGUUGUAGUGAGUCUAUGUGUUCGUCAGAGCUCAUCAAAGCUCUGGAGUGGUAUUUUCCUCCCUUCUGUGUCUGAACAGAGGGUGAGACAAACACUAUUUUUCACAUGUAAGCCAAACAUUGCAUUUCUGUGACAAUAAUGGUGUCUUUGAAUCCAAUUUGUAAACUGGAGAGAAGACUAUUUGUGUAAAAGCAAUUAUUAACAUUAGAGACUUUCCUCACAGGUUCUUCAUACUUACAUACAUUGAGAAUGGGAAUACGCUGUGUCUACUCGCUUCAUCUUUUGUGGUUAAUUUUAUGGUAGAUAAUGUAAUUGGUUGAUUUCUCACAGAUUUACCUUACACAAUAUUCUUCCUUUAGAAAAGAUUGAAUUUUCAUUGAACUUAUUUUAUUCACCAAAAUAUCUAUAUAAAAUGUCAUUUGAUGCACUUUAGCACACCUUACACAUUUGAGACAGACUGGAAAUUACAGCAUAUGACCUGUGAUCAUCUCUACUGGCAACUGAACACAGACAGGAUAUCCUAGAUCAUCUCAAAUGAUGCUAGACCAAAAGAAGAAGCCCGUUUGACUAAAGGUAGCUGAUAAACUCAAAUCAUGUCUACAUCUAAUCUCGAACAAAACCCACUGCUGGUGUCUAACCUACGACAACCUUCAGGGUUCCCUGUAGUGGAGAUAUGUUUCCUUCCAUCUGUGAUGAUAAACACACAUCCAAGGAUAAGAUUAAUUGCUUUGUGGAGGUGCUGGUCUCCUUUCACUGACUUUAAAAGCAGCUUUGAUUAAUAGUUCAAACACCUAAUUUUGGAUAGCUAGAGAGGGAUUUAUCUUGCUUAAUUUGGGAUGAACCCAGUGUAGAUGUUUGCACACAAUCCAUUUUCUAAAUGCUCACAGUAGUUCUUAGAGUCCUAGGAAAUUAUUCCUUUUCUUUUGAAACAGAUAUUUUUAUUGAUCAGGGGAGCUAUCAGCAGAACUCAGUAACUGUACCUUUACUGACUCUUAAAAAGAUCAAGUUGCUCACACACACACAUUUCAGGCAAGGACAGGUCAUCUUAAUUCCAUAAAUAAUUUACCUACACUUCAUAUUUGCAGUUCAUAAAAUAAAAGAUUAUUUUCUGCUUUAUUUUUAAACACAGCUCAAAUUCUAACUGGAUUUCUGCUCUUCCAGGUAACAAAUUGUAACAGUGACUGUGCAGAUCAGAUUACAAUUUGGGUUGUACUCCAGAGCAUCAUAGUAAUUUACACAAUGUGGUUGUCCUAUCUCAAAAUCAGACUAGGAUCUGUGCACAAGCACACAGUCAAUGAGCUUAUUUUAACAUGAGGCUUGAAAUGCACAUUGCUCUUAGCAUUUCUUAGCAAUGCUGUUCAGGGUAGAUGAGCUAGGUUUCUGGUAAAUCCAUGUCAGGGAUGGAAAUGGAACAAUGAGGAAUUCAGGUUGCUAUUACAUUCCAGAUUUCCUGACCUGGCUAUAAUGAAAAAUAGUUCUGCAGUAAUAUUAAUUUGUACAGCCGAUAUACUCCUUCUGAAGCCAUAAAGAUGUAUUAAACACCACCCUUGUAUUGCUAGAGUGAUAGAAAAAUAUCAAAGAACCACAGUAUUUUAAAUGUUCUGUUAGCUUGUCAAAAGCCUAUGUAAAGUACAGCAAAGUAACACAUGUGAAUAUUAUUUUAGCUGCUUUCAUGUUCUUCACAUGAUUUCUGAUAAUCUCAGAAGUCCUGCACCCUCAGCUCAUACAGUGAUAAGCUGAUAAGAAGAUGAAAACUUUGUGCAUAGGGAUAAUGAAGGCAUGGGACAAAUAUAACCUCGUGGCAGAAAAUAAAAAUACUGUGGCUAAAAGUAGCAAUCAUUAAUAAGUAGGUCUUACCUGAAACGUAAUUUUCUAAGUCUGAAUCAAUUUUGAUAGGUAUUGUCUUUUUCCAUGAUGUCCACAGCAAGAUAUAGAACACAAAAUCAACAUACAUGUAUAUCUACACAGUAAAUGAGAAGUUUUGAAAAUCUCUGAAACUUGUAAGAAAGCAUAUAAAAUUUGAUUCCUGACAGUCCAGCUUUUUCUGACUUCUCUGAGUAGUCAAAAUUGUGAUUUGAAAGUCAAAAUUGUUUGUCUGGCUUAUUGGUGAACUAUUAUUAGAAAUAAGUUGAUAGACCUUGGUAUAUCUCUCACUGGAAUAAGUCAGAAUAGAGUCCAAAAACAAUUGGUUUAACUCCAUAAAAUAAAUGUAAAUGUUAGAACCAUUUCUUUGGCCAGAAAAAUGAGCUGCUAUUGCUCUCAAUACUCAUGAGGAGCAAACUUGAAAUUUGUAUAAAGUCAUUUUGCAAAUUUUAUCUGCUCUUUAAAAAUUAAAUAUCAUUUUCAGAAUCCUUGUUCUGAUAUGUUCCCAACUAUCCUAAAUUAAGCUCACACAAAUAAUUGAAUAGAAUCACUGAGACGUAGAAUGGCCUGGUUUGGAAGAAACUAGAAAGAUCAUUUUGUCUCAGCCACUCUGACCCAGUCAGGGACACAGCAUUACCUGGGAGGGGCCCUGCACUGUAUGGUAGUUGCAAAGCCAAUUUGCUAUUAUUGUGCCAGGUACUGCUACUCGUUGAGUCCUGAUGUAUGGAAAAUAACUCAUGCUUGUUAUAAUAUAUGUAUAAAACAACUCAUGCUUUGUAGUAAUACAUGGUAUAAAAACUAAUAAAAAAUAGUUUUUAUACCAUGUAUUACUACAAAGCACUGCAUUUUAGUUGACCCGGAAAUCAGUCAAAUCCAUAAAAUACAAUUUUUUAAGUCAAUCAAAUGCAAAAAAAUUAUAUUUAGAUAACUAAAUGUGGCUCUCAAUGAUGAAAAGUUUUUGUGUAGAAAUGUAUAUUUCUACCUAUAUUUCUAUCAGCAGCCUUAAAUUAGUUUUCUCCCUUUUCUUACUUUAAUUCAAAAUCCAUUUUCCCAAAGUGAAGUUUGAAGGAAAACUCUAUAAAUGCACUAUCAAGAGAGUUGAUAUGGUUAUAGCAUGAUUUGAAAGUAUAGUCAGGAAGAACAUAUCAGCUCUGAACAGAUUUAUGUGUGUUUGAGGAAAUUGUUACUUUUGUUAUAUAAAAGUAUUUACACCAGCAUAUCUGAUAUAGGCACUUUAAGAAAAAAGAGGAAAAAAAGUCAGGUAGACCCUAUGUCCUGCACAAGGUAACUAGUGAAGGAAAAACUAGGGCCUCAGGGAAAAAGUCUGUUUCCAGAAAAUGUGGAGUGUUUUCAAACCUUUAGUGUUACCUUGAUUAAAAACUGUUGUAUUUUAUGUUAAUUAAAAUAAGUAAAUGUAUUCUAGAACUGUUCUUACAAUAGAUUUCAGAUUAGAAAAAAUCUUACUCCCAUGUAGAUGGGUGAAGACCAGUUGUAAAUUCUGUUACGGUAAAGAGAGAAGUGGAGGUCUGGUAAAGUCUAAAUGAGACUGAAACAAUGCAUUAAUCUUAUCCUGUCUCUCUGUGCUAGUGAAAAUAUCAGUCUCAAGGAAGAAUUAAAACUAAAGGCACAGUCCUAUUAAUGUUGACUUUGAUGAGAUUUCUCAUUAAAUUAUUGACUGAAUGGAAUAAUUCUGCCUGGCUCAUUCUCAGGAGCAGAAACACUUUUCUGUCUCUCCACUUCUUCCUUCAAGAACGUACUUGGAUAAAAAUUAUUGUUUCCAUUUCCCAAUUGUAUUUUAAUGACUUGAACCAGUCUGGGAAUUUGCCAAUGAAUAAAUAUAUAUGGAAGAUUGUAUAUAUUUCUUAAUAUGUAUAUAAAACAGUUUUGGUCAUCAGAAUAAUUUGUUGCACUUAAAGAUGCUUACAGAUUUAAUGGAAAAUGAGGGAGACAAUUUAUUUUCAUUCAUCUAUUGAAAUGUUGCUAGUUUAACUGGAUCUUGCACAUCAUUAUUAUCUAUAACAAUAAAUCAAUAUUUUACCUCA
Messenger RNA from Zonotrichia leucophrys gambelii, 5357 nucleotides. RefSeq names its product melatonin receptor 1B (gene MTNR1B). The record is from RefSeq and is a predicted model, not a curated record. Gene Ontology annotation, cellular component: plasma membrane. Gene Ontology annotation, biological process: G protein-coupled receptor signaling pathway. Gene Ontology annotation, molecular function: melatonin receptor activity. The transcript is spliced from 2 exons. NCBI's taxonomy places the organism in Eukaryota, Metazoa, Chordata, Aves, Passeriformes, Passerellidae. The coding region runs from base 37 to 1122 and encodes 361 amino acids.